GUAUGUAUGGAUGUAGCACGUUAGGUUGCAACCUAUGCGCUUGCUGCGUUUACUGGGCAAACAUCCUGUAUAUAUCGCUGAUUCUCCCACAUUUACUUUGUGGCGUUAUCAGCGUUUGAUGAAAUUGUGUAAUCAAUAUAAAGUCUUUUCGAUAUAAUUUUUGGAGGCCGGAUAAGCUUCUCCGUUAGAUUUAUCGAGUCUUCAAAGGGAUUGUACAAGUAGACUUGAUACUGAAAUUAGGUUCAUGGGUCCUUUUCUUUUCCUAUAGUCCAAUUCUAUGUGACUGCUCUCACUUUCAAAUUUCUCUAAAGAAACGCUGGAAACUGAUAUUUUGAAAGCUUGUGAUUCAACCACUGAGUAUGAGUAACGAACGGUAUGUGGCAUUAUCUUCAAGAAGUUUGUUACAACUUAUUUGCGAGGCAGAAGUUUUUUGAUGUAUCAACAACAGUUGAUCCAAGUUAUAUAAUAUCGCUGAUAAGAAAACUUCUGCCUUCUGGUUCUGGUACUAAUAGUAGUUGUGAUGGAGUUGUUUUUGAUGCCCUGAACCAAGGAUCACCUUCCCGUGCCAAAGAAGGGAAUGCAGCCUUCACAUCUAAAGAUGGACAUUCUGAAUUAUCAAAGAAAAAAUCUGAGAAUAUGGAUGUUGAUAAUUCCGGUGAAUUUUCCCAUCAGAAAGGAGAACUUGAAGAUCUGUGUGAUGGACUUGAACAAUCUGGCGCCUCAGUCAGAAAUGAGGCCUGGGAGGAAUAUGGUUGCAUUUUGUGGGAUCUAGCUGCCAGUAAAAUGCAUGCAGAACUCAUGGUGGAGAAUCUCAUACUUGAAGUUAUUUUUGCAAAUCUGAUGGUUUGCAAAUCCCAGCGUGUUAUUGAAAUUGUUAUAGGAAUUUGUGGUAAUUUAGCCUGUCACGAGGUUCCGAUGAAACAUAUAGUCUUGACCAAUGGAUUGAUUGAGAUAAUUGUGGAUAAAUUGUUUCUGGAUGACCCCCAGUGCCUGUGUGAAAUAUGCCGAUUGUUAACUGUGGGCCUUCAAAGUGGUCAGUCUAUCAAAUGGUGUGACGCAUUGCAGUCCGAACCUAUAUUAGGUCGAAUCAUGUGGAUUGUAGAAAAUACCUUAAAUCCUCAGCUUAUAGAGAAGAGCAUUGGGCUUAUUCUGGCUAUAUUAGAAAGUCGGCAGGAAGUUGUGGAUGUUCUUCUUCCGCCUAUGAUGAAGAUGGGUUUAACAAGUUUAUUGAUUAAUCUCUUGGCUUUUGAGGUGAGCAAAUUAAUGAGUGAAAGAAAACCUGAAAGGUAUUCAAUUCUUGAUUUACUUCUUCGAGUAAUUGAAGCACUUUCUGUCAUAGAUGAUCAUUCUCAGGAAAUAUGUUCAAGUAAAGAGCUAUUCGAAUUAGUCUCUUGUUUGAUCAAGUUCCCAGAUAAAGAUGAGGUUGCAAGCUGUUGUGUUGCUGCUGCAGUUCUUCUUGCAAAUAUUUUGGCUGAUGUAACUGAGCGAGCUUCUGAGAUAUCACAGGAUUUGUCUAUUUUAGAAGGUCUGCUUGACAUAUUCCCUUUUGCUUCUGAUGAUGUGGAAGCAAGAAAUGCACUAUGGAACAUACUUGCAAGAGUGUUGGUUAGAAUUCGAGAAACUGAGAUGAGCUCGUCAAGCCUGAAUCACUAUGUUUCAGUUCUUGUGGCCAGAGUUGAUCUGAUUGAAGACGAGCUUCUCAAUCAGCAAUUAGAUGAUUCUAGACAUGGGGAUGAGAGCUUCUGUCCUGCGGCCUCAAAAGCAGAUGCUAGGAUUACAUCUCUCAGGAGGAUGAUCAGCAUUUUGAAUCAGUGGGCUGCUGCUAAGGAUUACUCUCAUGAUAGUGUGAAUGCUGAAGUUAUUGUAAAUGAUACUGAUGUAAAAAAAUUGUUGAAUUGCUGUCAUAAGUACUCCAAGUAGACUAAUUUCUCUGUUUUGUAUGGUUAACUUAUGUAAGUUACAGCUUAGAUGAUCUAUGAGUACUAUUAAUCUUUCAA
Molecule: messenger RNA, 1997 nt
Organism: Prosopis cineraria
Lineage: Eukaryota; Viridiplantae; Streptophyta; Magnoliopsida; Fabales; Fabaceae
Exons: 10
Coding region: 376-1920 (514 amino acids)
Source: RefSeq, a predicted model, not a curated record